ACAGUGAAAAUAAUUAAUCUUCUCUGGUUGGUUUCGGCCAGAUCUUCCGUUUACCCAAAAAGACUAGUCCUGUCUAGUGUGUUAUUAUCAAUUAGUUGAAGCGACGAAGUUACUGGAACGACUUAGUGAAACUUAUUGCGUUGAGUUUUUUCUCCCAAGCAAAGGUUUGUUGAUAAAGAAGCCGGAUAAGAAUUCAGUAUAUUAUUUAAUUUAUUCCUAACAACUAGACUAGUCUAAUUCCUGGCUUAAUUACUUAAUUUACCUUUUACUUUUACUACUUAACCUUUACUUUUAGACGAAGAGUUUCUCGCCUAAAUUAAAAAGUUUUAAGUCAGAUUAGUCAUUUAUCGACGACGUCUUUUACUUGUAGUAAAUAUGGAUCUUUUUAGAAAUUAGACACCAGUGACAGUCAGUGACAGUGACUUUAUCACUUUAUCAUUAAAUUAAAUAAAUUCAAGGCCUAGCACUACUAAAACUAACUUAGACUAACUACUAUUACUAUAGACAGAGUCAUUAUAUUUAUGACUGGCUAGCUAGGGGCAGUGGCAUAGCCAUAUCGAGGCAUGGUGCUGUCUUGGGUGGACUGUUGGUUUGCCCCACCCCACCCAAAAACAGUGCUUUUGGCAAGUGAAACCUGGAAAUAAUUAACCAUAAAAUAACGCUGUUCAUGGUCUAUGCACUAACUCGUCCCAAACCUUAUUAUUUUUUAACAGGAGAUGAACCUGCAAAUAGCAACAAAUUUGCUUAACUCUCAAGGAUUUGAAUUUGAGUUAUAUCCAAUAUUCACUGUUCAUAGUAAAAGUAAAAUUAAAAUCUUUAUUUUUUAAAAGUUCUUCACUAGUAUUUUCAUUUUUAAAGUUGAUAAUAUGACAUACAGGCACUUAAUAUCACAAAAAACCAACAACAUAUAACAUGGCUGAGUGGCUAAAGAAGAGGUUGUCAAUUAUGGCUUGUGAAUAAUUUUUAAAAAAUGCAAUCAUUUAGGGGUAUUGGGUUCCACGUUUGAUUACAUCUUUAUAUUAUUGUCAUCAUUAAUACUAAAUUGACUACAUGUUCAUUUUUUAGUCUACGGGCUCAAGGAGCCCCAGCCCUGGAUGUACUACAAUCACUAUCUAUGGAGAAUAAAUUGACAGCUAUGUGUCCCUAUGUUGAUUGUACCUACAGCCAAAAACCCCUUUUUUGACCAUGCAUCAUACGAAUGAAAAAUGAGAUUGCCAGCAAUUUUAAAGGUCAUAAUUUCAGUGGGGCAUUAACUAUAAGACCAAACAAAACCAUGUUUUUGGGCAACAAUUUCUGAGGGGUGGCAUAAAAUAAAAUCAUUAUUAAAAAGAUUUCUUGAUCUAAGACUUAGACUAAAAAUAAACUGUACUUACAAUUAUAUGCAUAAAAUCACAAUGGCUGCAUUUAAAAAUAACCUGUAAGUGUAUCUUUAUUAAAUGUCUGCUUAUCCCAGAUCCUAACUUCUGGAAGUUGUAUUUCUCCUUAUGUUAAAAGUCUUAAUAUAUGUGAAAAUUGAUUUUAAUUGUUUGUGUGUGUUAGUGUAGGUCUAAAUUACUCCAGCUGCUACUUCUGCCUACAUUGACCUUUUUAUUUCAUGUCACCCCUGGUCAUCAAAAGAAAAUGGAUCGCAAAUACCAUUUAUGGACUAAUCCAUCCCCCCCCCCCACUCCUAGCUCAUGGCUUGUUUUGUUCCACUUAACUCAUUUUUUUCUUUAGUGUAGGUCUAAAUUACUCCAGCUGCUACUUCUGCCUACAUUGACCUUUUUAUUUCAUGUCACCCCUGGUCAUAAAAAGAAAAUGGAUCGCAAAUACCAUUUAUGGACUAAUCCAUCCCCCCCCCCCCACUCCUAGCUCAUGGCUUGUUUUGUUCCACUUAACUCAUUUUUUUCCUCCUAAUAUUUCUGUUUAAUUGGGUAGAAUAAUUAGGCUAAAAACACUGUGUAGAACUGAGCCAAUUUUUUCCGAGUUCCAGUAUCUCACAUGUGUAGUGAUUGAUGGUAAAAUAAAAUUAUGCCUUGCAUCUUCAAAUCCCUUUCUUUACAUUUGGUUUUUCCGAAAAUGCCACUCAUUCCGACGUAGAAAAAAAAAAAGUGUUGCCAAGGCGGACCCCUCCUUCCUUUCUUUGAACUUGCCAGUGGUGUACUGAAAAUGAAAAAUGUGUGUAGGCUGUAUGUAAGCCUAUUAUAAUAACUAUGUAAAUAAUAAUUCCAAAUCAUUAGUUAUGUGAUAGGUUUAAAUCUUCAGCCAAUUAAGAAUCUUUUUGGAGAUUCACCAAGUCAUCAUUCAUUGACGUUGGAUUGUCUAAGUAGCAAUAAAAUUGGAUUGGCAUUGCUUAGCUUAAUUUACAAAUAUACUGUAGAUAUUAAUAUUUUAUUGGUUUUUUUAUAAUGUAUAGGGGCUAACCAGGAUAGGUCUAAUCAAAUCAUGAAGAAAAUCUUGUCUAUUAAUAAAUCUAUGAAUCAUGUUGAUCAGUUAGGCGGUACGUUCAUAUUCUAAUUAUUGAGUUUUUGUCUGUAUAGACUACUGUAGUAUGACUGUAUGGUGACUGUAUGGCACCGUUGAAUUGUGGAUCACUGUGUUGUAGUUUUAAUAUAAUUUCAUUCAGUUUUCUACAAUAAACCACAUUUAGUUACUAGUAGAAAAAUCAAGCUUACUCUAAGAUAAAUAAAAAAAACGUGGUCCAUUACACAUACCGUAGUUAUUAGUUUAUUGUAACAUUGAGGGACAUCCAAUAGAUUACUAAGGGGCCAUCCAUAUAUUUCAUCACACAUCUAGGAAAGGGGAGGGGGGGGGGUCAAGAAUUUUUGACAAGGGUGUCUGGUUUUCAAUUACAAAUUUGUGUGUAUGUGUGUGUGUCGGGGGGGGGGGGGUUUGUUAACGCUUUUUUUGAAUUUUUAAAAAUUUCCUUUGGAAAGUUUUUUUUGGGGGGGGGGGGAUUGUUAACGCUUAUUUUGACAUUUUAAAAAUUUCACUUUGAAAGAUUUUUUUGUUUGAAUUUGGAUAAUGAGUCUGAGAAACUAGUUUAAUUUAUAAUUUAUAGGCAUAAAGAUAGGCAAAGUUUGAUUUAUGGGCUGCAUGGUGUCAGUCUUUAUGGUUUACAAUUUGUGAUCUUAUCUGUUGGAAUAACAAGUUUGAAUAGUUUGUUAAAAUAACACCCUUGAAUAGUUUGUUGAAAUAAUAAGUUUGAAUAGUUUGUUAAAAUAACAAGUUUACAUUUUUUUACAAUAAAUGGAAAAUGUUGAUGAAAUAAUUACAGACCUACAAUAUAAGAUAUGAAUUGUACAGGGUACAACAGAAAUUUAGAUGAGACUGACCAUUGUUACAGGUAGGGGUGUGCCGGAAUCCGGUCCGGAAUCCGGUUCCGCCGGAUUUUGCACUAUCCGGUGAAAUCCGGUUCCGCCGGAUUUACAUGUAUCCGGAACAUCCGGAAUAUACCGGAUUUUGCCAGAUUUUGUGACUCACCGGAUCAUAAUCUGAAAUAAAAGUAAUUCUCUUUCCCGAAUUCCACACGAUCACGAUACAUUAAUCGAUUGUUUCGAGCGUUGAGCUUGUUUAAUGUUUAAUAUUCCGAACAUACCAGAGGCUAGAGUCAGCACCGCUAAUAGUGGCCAAUAGUCAAUAGUACCGGAAUCCGGGAGAAACCGGAACCUGGAUUACUCCGGAAUCCGGAUCCGGCGGAUUUCGCAUAAGAAAAUCCGGAUCCGGUUGGAAAAAACGGAUCCGGCACACCCCUAGUUACAGGGUACAACAGACAUUUAGAGGAGUCUUACCAUUGUUCAUGGUUUUAUUGAGAGGUUUGAUAAUGAAUUGUGCAUUCUUUAAUGCACAAGUUUUCAACCAUUUUUAAAAUAUGGCAACACACUAAAGUUGUUUACUAAAUGGUACACACAAAAUCUUACACAAUAGUAAGAAAAAUAUUGACAACUGAGCAAAUUAGCAUUAUUAAACUAGACUAGACUAGAUGGGUUUUAUAACAAGCGAAAUAUUGCCUCAAAUGACCGACCCUCUGUUAACAUUUGUAGGUUAAAUGCAACCCCCCCCCCUCAAACCAAAGUACAAUAAAUAAAUUUACACCAUGUUCCAUAAAUUUAAAUAUCAAUAGCUUGCAAGACACAUGUUAAGAUUGCAUGAUAGAGCACAGUGUUGCAACAUUACAUGAUGGUGGAAAACCACUGACCUAUUAUAAUUGGUUUCGAAAGAUAAGUAAUUGCAAUAAUUUAUAAACAUCUUUUCUGUUUGGCUUUUGUAAUUCAUAAAUGAUAUUUGCUUUUUGGAAUUCAUAAAUGAUGUUUGCUUUUUGGAAUUCAUAAAUGAUGUUUGCUUUUUGGAAUUUAUAAAUGAUGUUUACUGAUCUCACUACUGUCUCCUUCAACUGUGCAAAAAGUAAACAAACACUUGUCCUAUCCACCAUCCAAACUAUUCAGUCUGACACUUGACAUCUUACCCAAAGGUUCAUCCGUCACAGCAUUAAUGAGGUGGUGAGAAUAAUAAAGAUUAAACUCUUAGGGUUCAUUAAGUUAUGACAUAUAUUUUUGUAAGUUACUUUUUUUUUGUUGCAUAUACCUCCUAGCAAUGAAUAUCUGGACUCUUCUCCUCCUGUAACUUCUGCACUGAUUAAGAUACCCAAGUAUUGGUUUAUUUUACCCGCAAUUCUGUCCAUUCAAAACUUUUAAAAAUAAAUAAUAUUAUAUUUUCUUAAUUUUGUUCACAGAUUCUUUUCAUGGUCAGUUUUGUUGAGCAAAUAAAUCCAUUUUUGUCAAAGCUCAUUGUUGAAAGUUAUCUGAAGACACUCAUAAAAAUCAUUUGUUAAUUCAACCUAUUUAAGAAUGGAUCCAGGAGAUACCAUUUCCUCAAUAAGGCCCUCAAAAAAAAGGUCAUUGAAACGAGACGACAGUGAUGAGAUUUCAAGAGAGGAUGACAGAAUUACAAAUGAAGAAUUUUUAAAGAGUGAUUUAAAUCAUGACUCUAGGAAAAUAUCAACAGCGCCUAGGAAAAAGCCCAGACAGUGGUCCUACAGAGAACCUGAAAAUCUUCCAUCAUUCGAUCCGGAAGGUCUCAAGUCACUAUUCGAAACACAACCACAGCAAGACUCCCAACCGUCUGGGUUAGACAGCUGGUCUUUGCCAAUCAAUAUUGUUUCCUCUGGGAGCUCAUCUUCAACUGUUGGUGACAAUUUAGAAAGUUUAGGGGAAAUAAUUCAAAAAUACUCAUAUGCGACCCUGGACUCUAUGAAAGACUUUGGUUUACCAACUGAGGAUACUGGGGGCUCUGCUAACACCAUUUCACAGUCAGCUGGUGGGAGCACUGGUUCUAUGGUGAACACAACUGGAAGUAAAAGAAGCCAAAUUUAUGCACAGCAGAUUGGUAGCACUGACACCAUCUCGUCUGUUCAGUCUGGAACUCAAUGUUCCGAAGCAUUUAAUAAGCAUGAAGAAGGUGAGCCAGACAGCUACGAACUGGUCCUUUCAAACUCACAAGAAGACCAUGAGAAGGGGGCAUUUGAAAAAAGAAGUGAUUAUAAAAGAAACUGUGACAGAUUCAGCUUUUCUGGCAUGAAUAACCAAGAUCCAAGACUAGUGGAAUAUAAUAGCUGUGAAGUGAAUCCUGGACACGGGGGCUUUUAUGUCCCACAAACUUUACAGGUAAUUAUUAUUAUGUUUAGGAUCUUGACUCCAUUUGGUCUUUAGAAAAUUUAUGUAAAAAUUUGAAAAUAAUUUUUAUUGCAAGAUAUUGUAAUAUUUUUUUUAUAGUUGCUAUAUUUUACUUAUCUAAAAAUGGUUCAUUUUAACCAUGGAUCAUGUAAUGUUUGCACCCACAAGGAUUUACUUCCACAUCAUACGGUUUUUAAGAUUAAAAUAUUUCAAAGUGUAAUUAAUAUUCAUAAACAUUUUAACAACAAAAUAAUUUACAUAUAAACUCAUAAAUGUAUCCUUAAGAUGUUAUUUUUUUUACACUAACCCACAUUUAUACAUUGUUUUUAAAGGUGAAAAAUUUGCCUAGAGAAAUCCAGAAUGAAGACAGCCUUACAUUUUUCAACUGCAUAUCACAAUUAGUUGUGCAAAUUACCGUCACCUACACAAGUGCAGCCCGAGGCCCUAAAGAUGAAUACAGUGAAUUUAUCAAUACGAAUAAAACCAGAUAUGGCUCUGGUUUUGUUGGCGCUGUAGAUGAACAAAUAAUGAAAUUAAGAUGUAAAAGAGACAAUUGCUUCUUUGCCUCUGAACACCUGGACUCAAGCACAAUGAGCAGCCCGAACACAUCUUUCGACAGAAGCUCAUCGUUUGAUAUGAAUGCAAACCUAAGUUCCCCGAACACAAACAGCCCUGAUAAACCAAAUACUAUUCAGAAACAUUUCUUCUACGGAGGUGUCACGGUACACACAAGCAGACACGUAAUAUUUGACAAGUCUGAAGCCGACAACGCAUUUGUGAAAUUUUUCUUUGUCGGGCCCGAUGGUCAGGGUGUUGUGAAUGGACAUGUGGCUGCCAUUGUGGGAGUCAACAGCUCUCAAGAUCACAUGACCCUCCAUGUGAUGUCACAUGACAAAAAUGUGUUCAACGUGUUACCCGUGGUGUUGGCAAAUGCAAAGUCGAGCUACAAAGAGAUGCUCAGGAGCACCAUCAGAGCCCAGCAUGCUCACGGCCUGGUGAACAAGGAGAGCUGGGUGGCUCUGAUCUCACAUCCCCAUGGCAUGCCUAAAAGAAUCACACUCGGCCGCGUGAGGAAAGAAAUUGAGGACAGUGAUGGAAUCAAGGUCAAGAAAUACUAUGAUGCGCCGGCAUGCAAUGGGAGCUCUGGCGGUCUGGUCAUGACACCAUCAUUACUGAAACUUCAGUGGCCGGGGGCAGUUCACAGUUCAUGUGACAUCAACACAGGCUUCAAUGUUACGCUGGACUCCAGGUCGCGGGACUUGGAUUUUGUUGACAUUGGCAGAAUCAACAAAAAUUUGAUUAAAAAGUAACCACAGCAUCUUUGCCAGCACACUGGUGUCUUUGCCAGCACAUAGCUCACAUCUGUAUCAAAUAUUCAUUAAAUGACAUCAUUUUAUUUAUGAGUGUGCUGUAUAGAGUAGGGAAAUAAAAAGAACAACAAUAACAUAUCAAACUAUUUAAAAAAAAAUUAAUUAAAAUCUCAUAGAAAAAAAAAUUAAUUGUAAAAAAAACUUUAUUAAAAAAUUACUAGAGGUACAAGCAACUAGACAAUAUAAAGCUGUUUAGCUAAUUAUUUUUAAAAAAAUUAAAUAGUUUUAAAUAGGACCAAUAGUAAAAAUAAUACACUUAUGGUUAAGAUGCUACUAGUGACUAUAAGGAGUUGACACACAGAUACCAAGAUCUUUGUUUGCUGGUAUUCAAUAUUACUCAACUCAAGGAGUUAGUUUUAUAUCUGCACCAAAUUUCUCCUUUGAUUUUGUUAGCUACCUUGUAUUUGUUAUUUUUGAGCAAGAGAAUUGUGAGUCAGAACUCGUUAUCCUCCUGUGAGCAAAUGGUAAAAAAAAAAAAGAAAGUGUUCUACAUUUUUUCAAGGUGUUAAUUUUAUUUCAAACUUAUUUAUAUAACUUUUGACAAUUUGGCCAAAAUGCUGUAGUCUAAAUUAAAUAGAACCAGAAUGCACAAUGAAUGUGCUCCACUUUUAGUUUUAACAACCUUCUUACAGAUGUUUAGAUUAUGGUAAACUCUUCAAUACUCUUAUGUUUUGGUGUCCCCUUUCCCCACUUGUCUUCAUUUUUUGUGUGUGUUUUGUUGAAGAAUGAACCUUUCAUUAUUUUUCCUAUAGACUUUUUUCUGUAUUGAAAAUAAAUAAAAAUGAUUCAGCUCCUCGCAGGAGUCCCUCUACUUUUCAAAACAAAAAAUAAAUUGCAUUGAAGACUUAUCUACAUUACCCUAAAGUUAUUGAAUAACCAUGACCUUCUACUACUACUACUAAUAAUUUUUUUUUUUUUAAAUUUUAGUCUCAGGUGUUUAAUAAUUUAUUUAAAAUGCACAAACUGAUUAUGUAAUUAUUUAUAUGUGUUUAAAAUGUAAAUAAGUGUUUAAAAUGUAAAAAAUGUAUUUAAAAAAUAAAUAUCUAUAACUUAUAAAAGGACACUUCCAUUUUUCAUUACCUCACAAAAGGUUUUAGAUUCCCAAAGGGUAUAGUCUCACAACAGGCAACAAAGCUUUCUUUUUAAAAUAUGUCAAUUUUUCCAGUCUUCAUUUGUUAGCUUAUAAUAUAUUUCAAUGUGUUUCUGACAUGUGGGGUAAAGAAAAUAGCAUUUUAAAUGUAAAUAAAUACU
Lymnaea stagnalis (great pond snail) is the source of this 8272-nucleotide messenger RNA. NCBI's taxonomy places the organism in Eukaryota, Metazoa, Mollusca, Gastropoda, Lymnaeidae. The record is from the annotation of a GenBank genome assembly.